AUGUGGUUGCAUUCCAAGAUGUUCCGUCCCGUCGCUCGAUUCCGGAUUGUUUCCAAAGAAGAGAUUGAUGCCCACUCGUGGGCCACCUUGACCGGAGGUAUUAACGGGUUCUGUUUGGGAACUCUUAUUUCUGUGGGUAUCUAUGCCCUGGCCCCUAAGCAUUAUCCAAAGCUGUUCAAAUUACCAUGGUCUAUCAGAACCGCAACCGCCAUCAUGCCGCCAGCGUUCACCACAGCUGUGAAUGCGGAAUUGGCAUCCACCAAAUUCGACAACGAGAUGUACUCGUCGGAGUUCCAACAACGCAAAGUUCUGGAAGAACAUAGAAGAUGGGCCCGCUUGUCUCCAACAGAAAAGUUUGUGGAGUCGCUCUCUAACAGCAAGUACAAGAUCAUCACUGGUCUUUGGGCCGCCUCCAUGGUUGGCUCGUGGAUGUAUGUUGAUAGAGACCCAUUGCUCACCAAGACCCAGAAGUUUGUUCAGGCCAGAAUGUACGCCCAAUUCAUCACCGUCGGCUUGCUUCUUGGAUCUAUUGGUUUGAGCGUCUACGAGGAAAAACACCAUCUCAACAACACAGAGAAGGGAGAGGACUCGUAUUUGCGCGAGGUCUUGGAAACCAACAGCCACAAAUAG
Ogataea philodendri is the source of this 630-nucleotide messenger RNA. RefSeq lists its product as uncharacterized. Gene Ontology annotation, cellular component: mitochondrial inner membrane. Gene Ontology annotation, biological process: mitochondrial respiratory chain complex IV assembly. The transcript is spliced from 2 exons. Bases 1 to 630 code for a protein of 209 amino acids. The record is from RefSeq and is a predicted model, not a curated record. NCBI's taxonomy places the organism in Eukaryota, Fungi, Ascomycota, Pichiomycetes, Pichiales, Pichiaceae.